Messenger RNA from Acytostelium subglobosum LB1, 156 nucleotides. RefSeq lists its product as hypothetical. The transcript has 3 exons. NCBI's taxonomy places the organism in Eukaryota, Evosea, Eumycetozoa, Acytosteliales, Acytosteliaceae. Bases 1 to 156 code for a protein of 51 amino acids. The record is from RefSeq and is a predicted model, not a curated record.
AUGAGUGUGCAUGUGAAGAGAUGCAACCAAGCCAGAAAGAACCCACAUAUAUCUGUCAAACACUCGCCGCUAGUUGAUUGGGAAGCUUCACCCAGAUGUUCCGACAUCCAUUCAAUUCAAUUCCUGUUGAUCAACAACUCCAGAGCACCACGGUGA